Trypanosoma grayi is the source of this 558-nucleotide messenger RNA. RefSeq lists its product as hypothetical. The transcript has a single exon. The record is from RefSeq and is a predicted model, not a curated record. The annotation marks the transcript as partial. NCBI's taxonomy places the organism in Eukaryota, Euglenozoa, Kinetoplastea, Trypanosomatida, Trypanosomatidae.
AUGCUCGCAAUCCACGACUGGAAAAGGGACUGGGUGACCGAAGGUCAUGCGCAGCGGCAGUAUUUUGCCAGGAAUUCCCUCCAACGCAGCUUUCGCGGGGAUUCACAGCGUCGUGUGACGUCGUCUUCGGCUCCUUCCAGUGUAGCGGUGGUGGAUUGCUGCUGGGCCCGCGGCCAUCGCACGGGCGGCACGCCUUCCACAGUCGUCUCACCCCUUGCCUCUUGUCUUUUCUGCGCCCUUUCGGGGGGAGGUGUGUGCAUUCUUAACACCACCAAUUUCGCCAAGACGUACCUGUUCGAGGGCGACGCACAGCAGCGACAGGGCCGCAAGGAUGACCGGGGCCAGAAGAAGGACGCGCCGCAGCAGCAUGACGGGAGGCGGGAGCGGCUGGUGGCAAUCGACUGCCAACUCGUCGCGCGCCGGACGGUAAAGGAGGAGGCGGUGCCACGGACUGCGGCAAAGGGGGCAACCACCGGUGCGGCGGACGAAUCGGUGGCGCUCGUGUGCGCGGUGGUGGAUGGGUGGCUGUGCACGUUUGCCGUCGACGCCGAUGCCGUC